CCGUAAUCACGAAGCGCUGAACUUGAACGAGGGGCGAUCGGAGCUCCCCUGAGACCAACGUCAUCAUCCACGACCGCCAUCAACCGAGUCUAAUCCCCGAAUCGCAAGCCGACAGAAAUCAUGGCUGAAGCUUCAAAUACUGGCGGCGAUAGCCAGAUUACCUUCAAGGUCAAAUGCUCAGGCGACAAGAACCACACAGUUACCAUCGCCGAGUCCGCGACCGUCCUUCAGCUCAAGACCCUUUUGGCGGGGGAGGAAUACGAGAACAUCUCACCGGAGCAGCAGCGCCUAAUAUACUCCGGAAAGGUCAUGAAGGACGAUGAGGUUCUUAGUUUCUACAAGAUCAAGCACAUGAACACAGUGCACAUGGUCAAGCGUCCAGCCAGCGCCGCGACAGCCAGCAGUGGCUCAACCUCGACACCCGCUCAGCCCGCGAUACCUCAGAACAUGGCUGCCGGUACUCCCUCGAAUAACCUCUUGGCUGGGCUCACGGGUGCUCGCUUUGCCGGUCAAGUGCCGCUACCAAGCCGAGACUUGUUUGGGCCGGACGGAGGAAUGGGCGCGCCCCCUAGUGAAGACGAUAUCGCGAACAUGCUUUCGAACCCAGCGAUGGCCCAGGCCAUGGCCGAGGCGUUCAACAACCCCGCCGUUAUUGACCAGAUGAUUGCCUCCAACCCGAUGUUGGCCAACAUGCCCGCUGAUCGCGCUCGCGAGCUGCUCAACUCUCCGAUGAUGCGCAACAUGAUGACGAACCCGGAGGCAAUUCGCAUGGCGGCACGCAUGCGCAGGAUGAUGGGCGGAGGCGCCAACGCCUUUCCAGCGCCCGGGGUAACGGACAACACUCCGAACGCGGCGACCGGUGCCGGUAAUAACAACGCGAAUGCCGAUGCGCAGAACCCGUUCGCCAUGUUCCUUCCCUUUGGUGUUCCUCCGGCGGGUGCUCCCCCAGCAGGUAAUCCCUUUGCCGCGCUCUUUGGAAACCCCGCGGGCGCUUCGCCUGCGCCUACUGGAGCUUCGACCGAGAGUGCCAGGAGCGGAGAUGCCGCAUCUGCUCCGGCUGCCGGCGCUACUGCGGGAUCUGGGCAGCAAGCAGACCCGUUGGCAUCUCUGUUCGGAGCGCUCGGAGGUGCUGGUCAGCCUGGUCAGGGCGGUGCCGCGAACCCUUUUGGUCUGCCCCCUAUCUCGCCUGAGGCCUUGCAGCAGAUGAUGCAGGCAUUUGGUGGCGGUGGUUUGGGUGGUUUUGGUGCAAGUCCCGCUGCUCCCCCUGACAACAGGCCGCCGGAGGAGAGGUAUGCUGAGCAGCUACGCCAACUCAACGACAUGGGCUUCUUCGAUUUUGAUCGGAACGUUGCUGCUCUGCGCCGAAGCGGCGGUAGCGUACAAGGUGCUAUCGAGCACUUGCUGGGCGGUUCUUAGUUUGAAUCUCGCCUGUAGCUGGUGCGGAGAUAGGUGCAGAGAUGUGGAACGGAGAUUGGCAGUUAUCUGCUGUUCCUGAAGGAGACGGCGGUAUUCACAAUGAACAGCAU
Messenger RNA from Neurospora tetraspora, 1526 nucleotides. RefSeq lists its product as uncharacterized. Gene Ontology annotation, biological process: ubiquitin-dependent protein catabolic process. Gene Ontology annotation, cellular component: cytosol. The record is from RefSeq and is a predicted model, not a curated record. Lineage: Eukaryota; Fungi; Ascomycota; Sordariomycetes; Sordariales; Sordariaceae. The coding region runs from base 121 to 1416 and encodes 431 amino acids. Gene Ontology annotation, molecular function: polyubiquitin modification-dependent protein binding. The transcript has 2 exons.